AUGGGUUAUUUAUCAUAUAUUUACACUCUUUUCUUUGUUUUACUCUAUUCUCAUGCUAUUAAACAGAUUAACUCUGCCAACUUAUCACAGCCAUUAUGCACUGAUCAUGAAAGACUGGCAUUACUGCAGUUCAGGCAGAGUUUCCUUAUAAACUGUGCUGUUUCUAAGUCUUUAUCUCCAUAUCCAAAGAUGAAAUCAUGGUCAAGUGAGCCAACUGCGGAUUGCUGUCAGUGGGAUGGUGUUGAUUGCGAGGCGAAGACAGGUCGUGUGAUUGGGCUCGACCUCAGUAGCAGCUGUAUUUAUGGAACAUUCCCUAAGAACAACACCCUUUUCGUUCUUACCCAUCUUAAAAAGCUUAACCUUGCUUUUAAUGAUUUCAACUAUUCUGGCAUCCCCUCUGAAAUCGGCCAUUUUAACAAAUUACAAACUCUGAACCUCUCAUAUUCAUCAUUUAGUGGCCACAUUCCAUCAGAACUCUCGAAAUUAUCAGAGCUUUAUAUGCUCGAUCUUUCUAAUAAUGGCGGUUCUUUAGCUGAUACACAACUUGACCUUAAACUUCAAGGUGCAGGUUUGGAGAAGUUACUCCUAAAUGUAACUCGUAUACAGAAACUUUAUCUUGACAGAGUUGAUUUGUCCUCUCCUGUGCCAAACAUCCUCUCAAAUCGAACAUCUCUAAAAGGUAUUUCCCUCCAAUAUUGUAAUUUGUAUGGUGAACUACCAACAAGUGUGUUUACAUUGCCACGGCUUGAAAUUCUUUAUUUAAGUGGCAACAAAGAUCUUUCAGGAGUCUUGCCUGAGUUUCACUCGAAUAGCCCUCUUAGGGAACUAUAUCUUUUCGGCACAUCUUUUUCCGGAGAAGUUCCAACUUCGAUAGGAAACCUCGCUCAUUUAGAGCAACUUGACCUAUGUAGCUGCCAUUUCUCUGGAUCACUUCCAUCCUCCCUUGCUAACAUGACAUCCCUCACUGUCUUACUCUUAAGUCGCAAUAAUUUCAAAGGCGGAGUCACCUUUUCUAUCACAAAUUUAACAAAACUAGAAGCAUUAGACUUUUCAAAUCUUGAAGUUAUGCCUAGAGAAUUAUUCUCCCAGUUGUCAAAGCUACACCAUCUCAGCUACUUACGCCUUGCUGAGAUGAAUCUAGCUACUGAGAUACCGUCUUUUAUUGCAAACUUCACAAAACUUACAUAUUUAGAUCUUGCAGCAUCCCAUGUAAUAGGUCCAUUUCCACAAUGGUUUGCUAAUCUAACGCAACUAAGACAAUUGUAUCUCGAGUAUAACCAAUUAGAGGGUCCGAUACCACAUUGGUUUACUCGGUUUACUAAUCUUGAAUCUCUAGAAUUGUCUUACAACAACUUGUAUGGCACCUUCGACGUAUUUCUUCAUUUGACAAAUCUUCAUAAUCUAGCUUUAUCUCGUCUUAAUCUGACAUUUCCUGUUGGUUAUAAGACGAAUUCAUCUCCUCCAAAGCUCGAGCUCUAA
Molecule: messenger RNA, 1479 nt
Organism: Beta vulgaris subsp. vulgaris (sugar beet)
Lineage: Eukaryota; Viridiplantae; Streptophyta; Magnoliopsida; Caryophyllales; Amaranthaceae
Product: receptor-like protein 6
Exons: 1
Coding region: 1-1479 (492 amino acids)
Molecular function (GO): protein binding
Source: RefSeq, a predicted model, not a curated record